Molecule: messenger RNA, 2409 nt
Organism: Aricia agestis (brown argus)
Lineage: Eukaryota; Metazoa; Arthropoda; Insecta; Lepidoptera; Lycaenidae
Gene: Fatp
Product: long-chain fatty acid transport protein 4-like
Exons: 13
Coding region: 62-2137 (691 amino acids)
Biological process (GO): triglyceride homeostasis
Cellular component (GO): endoplasmic reticulum
Molecular function (GO): long-chain fatty acid transmembrane transporter activity; long-chain fatty acid-CoA ligase activity
Source: RefSeq, a predicted model, not a curated record
GUUAAUACGUAAAAAUGAAGAUUGAAUGAGCAGACAUUUCUGGAAUUGAGUUAAUUUCAAUAUGUCGAACGUACACAGUAGCAACAUGAGCAAGACAAUAAACAACAACACAGAGGUGAAGGAAAAAGACCUGGAGGGGAAGAGAGUGGUGACAUCAAAGGUGCCCUGGGGGAAAGUGAUCGCCAUGGUGCUAGCCCUGGGCGUGCUGAUCGCGGCCUGCACGGUCGCCUGGGUCUUCCAGGACUGGCAGACCAGUCUGCAGGUCUUCGCGAUUCUCUUCGUAAUAUACAUCAUAGCCUUCUACUGGAGAUGGAUAUGGGUGGCCAUACAGACAGCGCCGAGAGAUUUAUCAGCACUAUGGUGUUACAUCAAGAUCUUGAGGAUGUCGGGCAGUUUCACCAAGAAGAACUGGUCGAUGCCGGACAUAUUCCACGCCGUCGUCAAGAAGCAUCCCCACAAAGCCUGCUUCCUCUUCGAAAACGAGACGUGGACUUUCCAACAGGUAGAAGACUACAGUCUCCGCGUGUCGGCGGUGCUCAAAUCCCUGGGCAUCAAACGCGGCGACACCGUGGCGGUGAUGGCGAGCAACUAUCCGGAGAUGCCGGCCCUGUGGCUCGGCGUCACCCGCGUGGGCGGCAUCGCCCCGCUCAUCAACACCAACCAGACCGGCCUCACGCUGCUGCACUCCAUCAACAUCGCCAAGUGCGACGCCUUCAUCUACGGCAGCGAGUUCGACGCAGCGGUGAACGACAUAAAGAAGGACCUCAGUCCGUCCAUCCGGCUGCUUCGGUUCACUCGUCGUCCUCUCAACACCUCGCCCGAGGCCGUCAAGGUGGCAGAGACGCCUGACGACUUGACCCACAUGCUGGAAACCACGCCCCCUGCCUCCUGGUCUAUGUCAGAGGGCGAAGGCUUCAACGGCCGCCUGCUGUACAUAUACACGUCAGGGACUACUGGGUUACCCAAAGCAGCUGUUAUAUCCCCAUCUAGAAUGCUGUUCAUGUCAUCGGGAGUGCACUUCCUGGGCGGCCUGCGGUCGAGCGACGUGAUCUACUGUCCGAUGCCGCUGUACCACUCCGCCGGUGGUGUCAUCACCAUCGGCAUGGCCUUAAUCUUCGGUUGCACCAUCGCGCUCCGAACCAAGUUCUCCGCGUCUGCAUACUUCCGGGAUUGCAUCAAAUAUAAUGCUACCGCCGCGCACUACAUCGGCGAGAUGUGCCGGUACGUGCUGGCCACCCCGCCCUCGGCGACGGACAGACAGCACAAGGUCCGCACCGUCUACGGCAACGGAAUGAGACCAACCAUAUGGACUGAAUUCGUCAAUCGUUUUGGCAUCAAAAAGGUGGUUGAAUUUUAUGGAGCCACCGAAGGAAAUGCUAAUAUAGUUAACAUAAACAACAAGACAGGCGCGAUCGGGUUCGUGUCGCGCAUCAUUCCGCAGGUGUACCCCAUCGCCAUCAUCAAGGUGGACGAGGACACCGGCGAACCCAUCAGGGACGCCAGGGGACUGUGCCAGUUAGCGAAACCAAAUGAACCGGGAGUGUUCAUCGGUAAAAUCAAGCCGAACAACCCAUCCAGAGCAUUCCUCGGUUACGUCGACAAAGAUGCCUCAGAUAAGAAAAUUGUAAGAGACGUUUUGGAGCACGGCGAUUCGGCCUUUAUAUCAGGCGACAUCCUAGUGGCGGACGAGCUUGGCUACCUAUACUUCCGCGACCGCACCGGCGACACCUUCCGAUGGCGCGGGGAGAACGUCAGCACCACGGAGGUGGAGGCCGUCAUUUCCCGGGUCGCGGAUCAGAGGGAUGCUGUCGUUUAUGGAGUAGAGAUCCCCAACACGGAUGGACGCGCGGGCAUGUGUGGUAUCGUGGACGUUGACGGAACCCUGGACUUGGACAAGCUAGCCAAGGACAUGGCGAAGGACCUGCCUAAGUACUCCCGACCUGUGUUCAUCAGAGUCAUGAAGAGUAUGGACAUGACAGCUACUUUCAAGUUACGAAAAGUCGAUCUACAGAAAGAAGGAUGUAACCCAUCGGCGAGCAAGGACCAGUUGUUUUAUUUCGACGCAAAACUUAACAAAUACGUUAGCUUAGGACCAGAGGAGUACAACAAGAUAAUAUCAGGACAAAUAAGACUGUGAUUAGCUUAAGAGUGUAUUAUAGUUUAGCUGUUAUGCUAGUAUAUACACACUAUACGUACAAGGUAAUUUCCAGGUAAACUGGAUAGGGUUUACAGCCUCAGGUGUACUCGUCAGGCUAGCUAGCAGCUAGCUAUUGCAAGGUGGUACAGCACUCCCAAAUUAAUAAUGCGCAUGAAAGGAAAUUCUCGCUAACUGUCGUAAUCACCAAAACACACGAAUCUAUUGAAACGUAAGAGCCCCAAACAAUGCACUUGCAUUUUGCAUCUUGUUCA